Molecule: messenger RNA, 1896 nt
Organism: Megalops cyprinoides (Indo-Pacific tarpon)
Lineage: Eukaryota; Metazoa; Chordata; Actinopteri; Elopiformes; Megalopidae
Product: KIAA2013 ortholog
Exons: 3
Coding region: 25-1869 (614 amino acids)
Source: RefSeq, a predicted model, not a curated record
GUUUCUACAAUAUAAAAUAAUACGAUGUGGCUACAACAAAGACUAAAGGGCCUGCCUGGAUUGCUGUCCAGCUCCUGGGCCAGAAGGCUUCUUAUUGGAUUACUUCUGUUCCUGAUUUUUUAUUGGUAUCUGAGCUCCGACGGAAUUUUGAAGUUUUUGAGCGGCUCGGGGGAAUCAGGCGGAGCGGCAGGAGUUUGUCUACAAACUGAAAUCCAAAGAUGGAAGCCACUUGUUGACCGAGGGGAAGGGGUCGUCAUUGGCCCUCAGAGUAAAACCGUUGCCCCUGCUGUGGUCGGUAAUGGUCAUUUCUUGGUGGACAUUGAUGCCAACAAACUUUGGGUAAGCUCCUCCCCUCAGGCGGGUUCCGCCCCCGUUCAUUUGACUGAAUACUCGCCUACCGUGACCCUGGAGAUGCCAGGGAAGCGCUCUGAAGCUCAGGCUGCAGUUCUUUGGUUCCGCAAAGGCUCAGUGCUGUCCGUCCGCUGCAUUUUACCCGGAACCACCCAGUCUCCCCGCGACUGUGUCGCCGUCAGAGAGGAGUUCAUCGCGCACCGCAGCCGACCAAAUGUGUACCUUCAGAGGCUCCAUAUCAAUAACCCCUCUGAGCGGACGGCCGCCUUCGAUGUCACCUCGCCUUCUCCGUCCUUCGGGAGCAAAUUCUCUGCCAGCCUGGAGAAGACAGAGGACAAGGAGUUCAUCCUGUCCUCUGGCCGAGUGCUGACAGAGAAGAACCACAUCGUGGUGGUGGUGGUGGCCACAAAGAAGAUGCCCAGCAGGCUCCAGGUAGCUGCCAAAUCAGAAUACAUGGAGAACAUAGUGUCAGUGGUCCACACAUCAGAGCCCAUUGAGUCCUCCAAACUGGAGGAAACCUUCACCAGGCUGAGAGAUGGGGUCAAGAAGGAGAUAGGGGAGCUACUGAGAACCAACGUGGAGGAUCUUGUACAGGAUCACCAGCAGGCCUGGACAGAUCUCUUCAUAUCUGGGGUGGAGAUGAGAAAGAUAACAGACUCCCACACGCCGUCGAGCUAUACAGUGAACACCACGUUAUAUUACAUCCUCUCCACGUCCACAGCGCCCCUGCUGGACAGAAGGAUAACUGCAGAGGAGCACGAGAGAAUGGAGUCCAGCCUGAACUAUGCCGACCACUGCUUCAGCGGCCACGCCACUAUGCACGCCGAGAACCUGUGGCCGGAGCGGGUCAGCAGUGUGGCCCAGAUCCUGCAGCUGGUCACCCUGUGGAACCUGACGCUACAGAAGAGGGGCUGCAAGGUGCUGGUGGCGGCCGGGGCCCACGGCGUGAUGCAGGGCAUGGUGCUCAGCUUCGGGGGCCUCCAGUUCACCGAGAACCACCUGCAGUUCCAGGCCGACCCGGACGUCCUGCACAACAGUUACUCGCUGCGCGGCAUCCAUUACAACAAGGACCUGAUCAACCUGGCUGUGCUGCUGGACGCGGAGGGCAAGCCCUUCCUGCACGUCUCCGUCAAGCCCCAGGAGAAGCCUGUCAAGCUGUACGCCUGCGAGGCGGGGUGCAUGAAUGAGCCUGUGGAGCUGACCUCUGAGGUCAAGGGUCACACCUUCCCCGUGAUGGUGACCCAGCCCAUCACGCCCCUGCUGUAUAUCUCCACCGACCUGACGCACCUGCAGGACCUGAGACACACCCUGCACGUGAAGGCCAUCCUAGCCCACGAGGACCACAUGGCCAAGCAGUACCCUGGCCUGCCAUUCUUGUUCUGGUUCAGCGUGGCCUCCUUAAUCACGCUCUUCCACCUCUUUCUGUUCAAACUCAUCUACAAUGAGUACUGUGGACCUGGUGCUAAGCCCCUCUUCAGAAGCAAGGUAUUGUCCACAAAUGACGAAAUGCAGCCAUGACAUCAAGCUCUCGAUGGGAGGGAGUCU